This is a messenger RNA of Peronospora matthiolae, 189 nucleotides long. NCBI's taxonomy places the organism in Eukaryota, Oomycota, Peronosporomycetes, Peronosporales, Peronosporaceae. The record is from the annotation of a GenBank genome assembly.
AUGCAGCAGCAAGAAGAGCAGCUGUACGCAUGCGUGCGGCCGCGGAAAGUGCCUCUCACACCUAAGCAGCAAGAGAUUUUUCGCCUGUUGUCGUGGAUCCUCCACGUGGUGAGUCACCAAGUGCGACAGGUACAUCCGUUGCGUUUGCAGCGGGUACCGCAGAUCGUGUUCCAGAUGAGUCUGAGAUAG